Molecule: messenger RNA, 3998 nt
Organism: Macaca mulatta (Rhesus monkey)
Lineage: Eukaryota; Metazoa; Chordata; Mammalia; Primates; Cercopithecidae
Source: RefSeq, a predicted model, not a curated record
AGUGCUUGAGGUGGGGAUGGGGAUGCAGAGACCCUCUUCCUAAGGAGGUGCCGACAUAUGAACCUGUAGAGAGGAAGAGGGUCUCUUGUGCCUGUGGGAGUCUGUGUUGGGUGGGCUCACGGGGCUGUGACCCUGACUCUUGUUCUCCCUCUGGAUUAGGGUCUUGGUUUUCCUGGAGACCCUGGCCUCCUGGAAGAAGGUAGCUCAUGAUCAGGACAGUGUUAAGGGUGACUACGGCAAGGAUGGUGAGCCAAGACAGCCUGUGAAUGACCAAUGACCCUGCCACCUCCAUUGAGCUCCAGCCUUCAGUCCAUUACCCCUCUCUUCUGUGCCCCACUCCUGAGGGGUCCCUUGGCUGGAGGCCAACACUCACCCACCCCAAUUCCUCUCGUUCUGUGGAUCCUCUGGUUCCACUGGGGAGAAUGGACUACCUGGACCACAUGGAAAGUAGAAGACCCUGGGACCUUGGGAAGCAGUCCCUGGGAAAUGUGGGUAGAGGCUAGGUGGCGACAGGUAGCACUGACAGGGAGAUGCCUGGUGUCUGUGCUGUCCCUGGAUGUGGUGUGUUGCAUGAGCACCUGGGUUUAUGAGUGUGUUGUGUCUUGGGUAUGUUGCUCUUGGGUUUUGGUGUGCAUGUUCUCACCAGGGCUGGUUACAUGUACUGGCCAAUCAGAAUGGACACUGGAGGAGGAGUUGGCCGACUUUUCUGCUGGGCCAGGGGUUAACCUGGGCCACCAGGUGGGGUGUGGGCAAGGGGUUCUUCCCCAAGCAUCCAUGCUUCUCAGUAUUUUCACAGCAGACACAGCUCCAUCUGUUCUGAACUCACACUCUGCUUCUGUGCCUGUGUGUGCAGUGUGUGCACACAGUGUGUGUACAUAUGUGUGCAUGCAGUGUGCACAUGCAGGGUGUACACAUGUGUGUGUACAGUAUGUGUGCAGUGUGUGUGCAUGUGUGUGUGUAACACAUGAAGGGGAAGAGUGGAGACUCACUGUCCAGGACCUCAUAUCUUCUCCCUUCCUGCCCCAUCUGCAGGGUCAGCUAGGGAUAGUCAUGACUCUAAUCAAGUGUCAUUUAGGACACAGGAAGAUACCGAAUGAGGAAACUCUCCCCAGUCCUAAACUCAUCCACAAAUUAGAAUACAUAGGUCCAGCCCAGGUGCUGUGGCUGAAGCCCGCAAUCCUCCCGCUUCCUGCUUCAGGAGACCAAGGCAAGAGGAUCUCUCCAAGUGUGAGUUGGAGGCCAGAUUGGGUGACACAACCAGGAAAAGCAAGUGACCACCAGGUGGCGCCGGAGACCUGGAGAGCUGGGCCCAAGUUCCCUGGGAGGGAUCUGCACCCAGCCCUGGGAUGGCGCAUGGGUGCCUCAUGGGACACCCAGCCUCAUCCUGGUAGCCCUGUGCUUGCAUUUCCUGGCCCUGGGGUGUCCUCCCUGACCGCACAUGUGUGUAGAGACCAUUCCUCAUCUCCGAAGAGGAAUUUGGAACAAUUCUCACAUGACCUGAUGGGGGACGGCACCCAGGCUCAGGGUCCCCUUUUUGUCCUCAGAGUAUGACCAGGCCGGUGGCUCUUGCUCAUUGUCCAAGAGCAUGGGAGGUUGCCUGUGGCAAGGCCCCGGAGGACACUCCUGUGCUACCUGGGACCAGGAGGCCCAGCUGCCUUCUCCUAGCACCCCUCACGUCUAGGGACUGUGCAGGAAAUGGGUGCAGAGGCCGUUGCGGUGGCUGCUCCUGGGGUCCCAGCAGCUCUGGCCGAGGCAGGAGGAGCCGGGGAGCCCAGGAGGCUGAGGCCCCUGUCCUACCAAUCUGGUCGUGCUGCAGUCUCUGUCACCAACACAAACUGCAGUGAGGUGAGCCACUGGGCUGUAGGCUCUAGCCUCCAGUGUGCAACAGGUGCCUCCCCUUUCUGACUCCUCCUGUAGGGGGACGCAGAGAAGCUCUGCUCAUGGCCGCCUCCUACCACUCCCACCAGGCUGCAGUCUUGGUGGCCACCACUAACCACAGGGAGCCUGGCCGGGCAACGCAAGUUGCAUCCUCCACCUCCUCCUCUAAGUCAGGCAUGGAGCAGCAGUGAAGCAGUGGCAGAAGAGGCUGGAAUGGCAGAACACACCCUCAGCGUGCAUUAUAUAUAGAGGUUACAGAAAUGAGGUCCUGGACUUUGUGUUCUGAUUGGAUGGGGGAAAACCUCUAGGCCUACUCUGAUUGGACUUUAUCUUCAGAUCCUGAUUGGUUAUCCUAAGAGUUGCUCUCAUCCAAUCUUCUUUAUAAGUGGUCAUCUUUGUAAGUUCAUGCCCAUUGGGAGUUAGUGAAGUUGUGAAUGAUUACAUUUAAACUUAUCCUGUAAUUUUAGUCUGACUUAUUAAUUCCACCCAUUUGCUUAAGCAAAUUAUUCUCUAUAAUGAUGACCCAAGCAAAUUCCUGUCCCAAGAUGGUAUCAAGAUGAUACCCCAAGUUCCUCUCCAGAAUGGUAUCUGGAUAUAUGUGGAGAAAUAUGUUUUCUAGGCCUGUAUUAAAUAUGGCACUAAAGCUUAGUGGCUUAAAAAAAAUACACUCUUAUUAUCUCACAGCUUCUGUGAAUAAGUAGUUUAGGAGAAUGUAGUUGUGUGAUUCUUGCCAAGAGUCUCAAAAGGUUGCAGUUAAUCUGUUGGUGAGAAUUGUAGUUACUUGAAGAGUUGGCUGGAGUUGAAGAAUUUAUAUCAAAGAUGGCUUACUCAUGGCCAUUGGAUGGAAGCCUCAGUUUCAGAAUGGCUCUUGGAAAUAGGCCUUUUUACUUGCCACAUAGACCUCUCCAUAGGCUGACUGAAUGUCCUCCAAUGUGUCAUCUGGCUUUCUCCAGUGCAAAAGAUCCAAGAAGAGAGUAUGAAGGAACACGUAAUGCUCUUUAUAAUUUUGUCACAGACUGUCACUUUUGCCAUACUGUAUUGUUUGGAAGUUAGUCACUAAGUCUAGCCCACACUCAAAAGAAUGAGAAUUAACCUCCACCUUUGGAAGAGAGGCUAGUCAAAGCACUUGUGGACAUGUUUUGAAACCACAAAGGGGUAUGUCUGCCGGUCUCCAAGAUGGCCCCCAGUGAUUCUCAUCAACUGUUAUUAAUACUUUUGUAUAGUCCCUUCCCACAAGAAAAAAGGGUUGAUCUGUUUAAUUAGUAUGAUUUUGUUGAAAUGACAGAGUCUGACUUCCAAGUUUAGGUCAGAAGAAUUUUGACUUCUGUCUUGUUCUCUGUUGGAUCAAUAUCCCUAGGGGAAGCUAGAUGCAAUGUCAUGAAACCAUUCAAACAGUCCCAUGGAACAAUCCAUCUAGCAAGGAACUGCUAUCUCCUGGCCUGGCAAUAGCUGGCAUUAACUUACAGGCCGUAUGAGUGGGUCAUCUUAGAAUUGGAUUCUUCAGUCCAAAUGGAAGUCUUCAGAUAACUGUAGCCCUGGCUGACAUCUUGAUUACAUCCUCGAGAGAGACCCUGAGCCACAAUCACUCAGUUAAGCCACCGAGUUCUUUUUGCCAAGAACUUUUUUUUUACCAAGUUCUUUUUGCCACCAACUUUACUGAGUUAUAAUUGACAGUUACAAUUGUAUAUAUUUAAGGAAAACAACUUGAUGAUUUGAUAUACACAUACAUUGUGAAAUAAUCGUGACAAUUAGGUUAACAUAUUCAUUACUUCACAUAAUUACCAUUUGUGUGUGUGUGUGUGUGUGUGUGUGUGUGUGUGUGUGUGUGUGUAGUGAGAACACUUAAGAUCUAUCCUCCUAACAAAUUUCAAGUGUACAAUAUACUGUUGUUAACUACGGUCAUAUUAUUAUAUACUAUGUCUCCAGAAGUUGUUCACCUUGUGUAACUGAGAUGCUGUACCCUUGACCAAUGUCUCUCCAUUUUCUUCUCCCUCCAGCCCCUGGUAACUACCCUUCUACUUUCCAGUUCUAUAAAUUUGACUCUUUUAGAUUCCGUAUAUAAGUCAAAUUUUUGACCCUUAGAAGUUGGAUGAGAUAAUAAAUAUUUAUUGUUAUUUUCA